Uloborus diversus is the source of this 1824-nucleotide messenger RNA. RefSeq names its product phosphoacetylglucosamine mutase-like. NCBI's taxonomy places the organism in Eukaryota, Metazoa, Arthropoda, Arachnida, Araneae, Uloboridae. Gene Ontology annotation, molecular function: magnesium ion binding; phosphoacetylglucosamine mutase activity. The record is from RefSeq and is a predicted model, not a curated record. The coding region runs from base 188 to 1804 and encodes 538 amino acids. Gene Ontology annotation, biological process: carbohydrate metabolic process; UDP-N-acetylglucosamine biosynthetic process. The transcript is spliced from 17 exons.
GUGCUUGGUAACAGCGGUAUUUGUAUUCAUCUGUCAUUUCUUCUAGUUAACAUUAUGUGAACUUCCUUUCCAACUGAUUAAUCUAGGGCAUGCAUUGUGUCCUAUUUACAACAACUUCCAACGAUUCGUUUGAGCAAAAGUUCUCAAGAAUCGUGCUUUGAACAUAUUUCGUAUCUGCAAGGUUAAGAUGAUUUCUAAUUUUAAAGCUGCGUCAGUUUUGGGAUUGCAAAAAUAUUCAGCUGCAGACUGUAAGCUUCAAGAGUAUGGUACAGCAGGAUUCCGUGACAAAGCCAAAGAAUUGUCACAUGUACUGUAUCGCAUGGGCUUACUUGCUGUUCUAAGAUCUAAAGCAAAAAUUGGUCAAGUUAUUGGGUUAAUGAUCACAGCAUCUCAUAAUCCGGAAGAAGACAAUGGUGUUAAAUUGUGUGAUCCUCAAGGAGACAUGCUCAACAAAGAUUGGGAGCUCUUAGCAACUAAACUUGUGAAUUCCAAGAAUGAAGACCUGGCUGAAGUUUUGAGCACAAUUGUUACUUCAAAUAACAUCGAUUAUGAUAUACCAGCCCAUGUUUAUUUAGCCAAAGAUACAAGAAGCAGCAGCCCAUACUUAGCAAGUGCUGCAGUUGAUGGAAUUGGCAUUCUUGAUGGUCAAGUAAAAGAUUUUGGUUUGCUGACUACGCCUCAACUUCAUUAUGUUGUUUGUUGUAAAAAUAAUGAAACUUAUGGCGAGCCAUCUGAAGAAGGUUACUAUAAAAAGCUAUCUAAAGCAUUUGAAACUCUGAGGAAUUCUCAAAAAGGAACAACGCUUUCAGCGAAGUAUGAACCUGAAGUAUAUGUGGAUGGUGCUAAUGGUGUUGGAGCGCUCAAGAUGAAAGAAAUGCUUCCAUGUAUAAAAUCCUUAAGGGUUCAUAUACUUAAUGAUGGUUCAACUGGAGUGUUGAAUUUUAAGUGUGGUGCUGACUUCGUGAAAGUUGAUCAAAAGCCUCCUGAAGGUAUUGAAAUUUUGAAUGAAAAAAGAUAUGCUUCUUUUGAUGGAGAUGCUGAUAGAUUAAUUUAUUUUUAUACGGAUAAGAAUGGAGUCUUUCACCUAUUAGAUGGAGAUAAAAUUGCCACUCUGAUUGCAAAAUAUCUCAAAGAUCUUGUAGAAAAAUCUGAGCUUAAACUUGACAUGAAAGUUGUUCAAACAGCUUAUGCCAAUGGUAGCUCCACUGACUAUAUUGAAAAUGUCUUGCAAAUCCCACAUUCAUGUGUUCCAACAGGAGUAAAACAUUUGCAUGCUGAAGCAAAAACAUGUGAUAUUGGAAUUUAUUUUGAAGCCAAUGGACAUGGAACGGUAAUAUUUAGCCAGCGUGCAAAAGAGGAAAUUAAACAAAUUGCAUCUAAAGGAAAUGAAAUUCAGAAACAAAUGGCAGAGAAGCUCUUGCAAACAAUCAAUCUGAUCAAUGAAACUGUAGGAGACGCUAUAUCUGAUCUGCUCCUUGUUGAAGUUAUACUUUCUGACCUUGAUUGGAGUGUUGAUGAUUGGAAUGCCAUGUAUACUGAUUAUCCUAACAAGCAGAUGAAAGUCAAAGUGCCUGAUCGUCAAGCUAUUGUUACUACAAAUGCAGAAAGAACGUGCGUGAAACCUGCUGGCUUACAAGCAAGUAUUGAUUCUGCUGUAGGUCAAUAUUCAAGAGCUAGAGCUUUUGUUAGGCCAUCUGGUACUGAAGAUAUUGUUAGAGUUUAUGCUGAAGCGGAAACUCAGGAGGAUGCUGUAGCUUUAGCUGAAAAAGUUUGUUCCUUAGUGAAGAAAUUCACAUCUGAUUAAUGUAAAUAAUUUUUAACAGA